Molecule: messenger RNA, 1407 nt
Organism: Colletotrichum navitas
Lineage: Eukaryota; Fungi; Ascomycota; Sordariomycetes; Glomerellales; Glomerellaceae
Exons: 2
Coding region: 1-1407 (468 amino acids)
Source: RefSeq, a predicted model, not a curated record
AUGGCCGACAACAACAACAACAACGGCAACCAGUCCGGCGCAAACCAAGAACGACUGAACUUUAUAGACUCCUAUCCCUACAACGCAGCCCCCUCCAGCAAUGUUGUGUCUACCUUUAUGAAUGAUGUCUUCGCGCCAGCCGCCGCAACCCGCCCACAGGCCGCCUCUCGUGCCAUAGCCUCUCUAUAUGCCUCUGUCGAAGGCCACGGCCGGCACCUGCACGCACAGCUCCGUGAGAACCCCGACGUCGCCGCCAAGGACAUCAGAGCAGAGCGCGCCAAUGCGACGCUUCAGGACCGCUGGGGACCGCACCCCUGGGUCCCCGCCGCUUAUGCUCCCAGGCCCCCGAUUGCCCCCCUCAUUAUUCGUAAAAUGGCUUGGAUUACCGACAAGGUGCUCUCCCGCCCCGGCGCCACCGCCGACGACCUCGCUGCCCUCUGGGCCGGGUCUCCGAGAGACCCAGAGAAUGCCGGGCUGCUGCUGCGUACCCUGGUCACCUCUGGUGCCUCCAACCUCACCAAGACUGUGGCUGUCCAGGCCGCUAAGCUCCUCGAGGCCGAGCUCCAAGCUGCCGACGCCGAGGCUGCGAGGCUCCAGCGCCUGGGCGCCCAAGCUGCCGAAGAACGGGACUGGGCCGAGAUGGAGCUCCUGGACCCCGACGACGACGCCGCCCAGCGCAUGCUGGCCUUGCACGAGGCAGAGUUGGAGGAGGCUGAGGAAGAAGCCGAGAUGCUGCGGCUGGUUCAGGAUGCCGAGGAGCAGCUGCGUCAGCAGCAGGAAGAGGAAGAAGAAGAAGAACAGCCAGAAGAGACCGAAGGCAGCCGCCACUACGACGAGGCUUUUAUUAUGCAUAGCGGCAAUCAGGACAACGACAACUUCUUCGGCUAUGAUGCUGACGGCCCCAACGACGAUGAGCCUGCGCUCCCCCAGACCAGCCCUCUGAUGUCCCGCCCCAGGCCUGAGUCCGACUCUGAGUCUGACGCCCCGCCCCGCCAACGCCGCCGCACCGCCACCACCGUCUCCUCCGAGUCCGAGUCCGAGCCCGAGUCCGAGCCCGAGCCCGAACCUGUCUCUGACUCCGAUACGUCUUCCUCGCCUGCACCCGCGCCCGCCAGCCGCCCCCGCCGCCCUCGCCGCCCCAGAUCACCGGCCGCCGACCAACAGGAGGAGAUAGAGAGAAUCGCGGAGAGUAUUUAUAGAAGCACCAUGUCCCAGCUCAGGCAGGGAGCUUUUACAAGGCACAUGCCGCUGGCCGACCGCCGGGAUAUCGCGUGGCGCGCGCGCGCCGGUAUUCUGGACGCCGCAGCCAUCCGGGACGAGGGCAUUGCCGAGCCUAACAAUGAACCCCGCGUCGGCCAGACAUUUGAAGACUACCUGGACUCCGAGGACGACGAGAUGUGGGCUUGA